CUGGCCUUCGAAAUGGGCUUGACUCCUGAGCCUUGAUUACUUCAAUUGUCCCCUCCGAAUAUCAACUUUUUAAUAAAGAAACUCCUGUUCGCGAUGACAUUUGGAGGUGGUUUGGUAGAUGAGGUGAACCAGGUGAUUUCAGAACUGGUUCCUGUGCGGGCUGACUGGCUUGCAAGUUUCAGUUCCUGUGCAGUACAAUAAAGCUACUGGCUUUGUCUGAGGAUAGCAAUGAAACCAGCUCAGGAGCGUAAUCAGGAGUGCCUGCCUCCUAAGAAAAGGGAUCUCCCAAUAAGUAACAGCAGCAGUGGAGCUGGAGGGACAGUGGGAGGUGGGGUUCCAGUCGGAGGGGCUAACAGCGGAGCUGGCAGUGCUGCUGGUGGUAUUGCAGAAGAGGAAGUGGUUUCCAUCCAGAAUUGUGGAGCCAGCAGUGAAACUCAGGGAGGGACCCCCUCUGGAGAGUGGCUGCGAGCUCAGCCAGGGCUUCAUUAUGGAGUGGAUAAUUCUGACAGCAUACCGGCAGUGCCCGUUGACCAGUACAGUAUGCUCUACAAAGUGGCCCUUCCAUCUGCUACCUACUCACCUACCAGUUUACACCCAGUGUUAAGCCACAUUUCUCCAGCCUUUACUGUACACUCUCCCCUCCUGCAGCAUCAUCCUGGCAUUCCCUAUCCCCCUCUUGGUUAUGCACAGAUCCCUCAUUCUUCUCUCCAGUUUGUCAGUUCCCCUUAUGCAGCAGUACCUUACGCGCUCCCCCCUGGUUUUGUCCCAGGAUCAUUAAUCUCUCCCUCAGGGACCAUCCCGCAGCCCCAUGCUGUGUCCCACCUUGUUCCCUACCCAUCUGUCAUACAAGAAGGUGUUGUUUCUCCACCUCCUCAGGCCCAGGUGGCUGCUCAUACCUUUGCCAAAGUUGCAGCUUCCAGUGGUGUCCCACUGAUGCUGCCCUCAGAGCAAGCUGCCCAGCAGCACCUUGGUACUGUUGGAGUCCUGCCUGCAACAGAGCUUAGCUCCCGAGGGAUGCCCAUCUUCUGCCACCCUCAGGGAGCAAGGGGUGCCACUGCUGUCAGAGACUGCCACAGUUCCCAGCAGGAGAAUGAAUUGGAGGUGAAUGGAGGGGACAAAGAGCAGGGAGCCAGAGAGGUUGUACCAGACUCUGUCUACACUGCCAGAAAUGCACGUCUACUACAGGUUGCAUCCAGCUCAGCAUCACAGGAGCACAGCCAAGACAAAGUCCUGCAGAACCGAAGACUGGAAGAGAGAAGUUCUCCUGGUCAGCGCAGCACUCCGGACAGUGACCUGGAGGUGCAGCAGGUGGUUGGGCGUUUGGUUUCCUCUAACCAAAGUGGUAUCGGAGCACGGAAAGAGGUCUCCUUUGCUCCCUUGAACCUCUCUCAGGGUGGCCACAGAGCCAGAGAUGUCCACGGAGAGAGUCCAGGUGUAAUUUCCAGCCGAACGGCGUAUGCGGCGCAGAACGCGAGUUACAGUGAUCACAGAGUCACCGCCCUCCAGCAGCACGCAGGACAGCCAGGCCACACUGUCAUGCUUGCCAAUGGGCAACCGGUACUUAUUCCCUUGGAGUGUCAUCCGCAUCAGCAACCACAGCAACACUACCCGGGACAGGCUAAUGAUGCCUCAGCCAGCCAUGCCUCUACCACACUGGCCUCCCCUAGCCCAAGCUUUAAAGCCUCUGAUUCUUCAGCCAGAGUGUGCCUCUCUGAAAGGGUGGAGCCAAUCACAGCUCAGCAGCAGCCUCUCCCGCAGCCUCCAGUCCAGCCUACAGCAGAUGCGACUCAGGCCUUAACUUCAAGCCUUGCUCCCGCACCGGCUUCUUGCAACCCAUCGCACUUCAUGAAGGGGGCAAUUAUUCAGCUGGCUACUGGGGAGCUGAAGCGUGUGGAGGACCUGCAGACUCAGGAUUUUGUGCGUAGCGCCGAAGUGAGCGGAGGGCUUAAAAUCGACUCAAGCUUGGUGAUGGACAUCCGUGCCAGCCAGCAGAGACCCGGCCUGGUUUCACUUCAUUUUACUGUGGGGGAGCAGCAGAGCAAAGUGACCAUCGACGUGCCCCCGGAGCACCCCUUCUUUGUCUUUGGCCAGGGAUGGUCAUCUUGCAGCCCCGAACGCACAGCCCAGCUCUACGGCUUGGCCUGCCAUCAUCUACAAGUUGGUGACAUGUGUGUGUCCAUCACCCUGCAGCAGCAGCAGCAGCCACCGCUUCCUCCACAACAACAGAAGCAACCACAGCACCAUCAUUCACAAACGCAACAACAACAGAACCUGUCCAGGACUAUAAGCAAAGCCAAUGCUAUAUCAGGACCUGGUCACCAGCUAAUGGGGCCUCCAGCCCCUCAGCAGUCACGGCCACCAUCUCAUUUCAGGUUGGACCGCAUUCACAGAGAAAGACAGAAGGAUGGAGAGAAAGAUUUGGCCGAUAAAGAGGAAGCCACACAGCUCGGGGCUGUAGGCCGCACUGAGUCGCCCAUCAGACCAAGUAGGACCUCAGGAGAGCAUCCAAGGAGCCAGAGCAGUUACCACUUGCACACAGAAGGCUCUGUUUUUGCAGAGGCAGGGAUGGGAGCAAUGCAGGCUGCAGUAGGUGCCUCACAGAGACGCUGGUCCUCGCCUGGCCUCCGAAGAUACAGUAUGAAGGGAGACGAAGGGCCACGCCCUCAGAUAAUCAGCUCCAGCCACACAAGGCCUUCUUUCAUCCCACAGGAGGUCAAACUGUCCAUUGAGGGGCGCUCUAAUGCAGGGAAGUAGCAUCACAUUUGGUAGCAACUACAGAUGAGACUGCCACAAGUAAGAAUGAGUCUGACAAGGAGAGAAAGAGGGAAAAAAAGAGUGUGAAUGUAUCCUCAGAAUGUUUGAGAUUUUGCACACCUAAAAUAUACAAAAAAAUGACCAGAUCCUUGUCUGUCUGGUGAGAAGUUUGAUUUUGUUCGAAUGCCACUCAGCCAAAAGAUGCCGACCUUUCGGUCUCCAGCCAGCUGAGUUCAUGGCGGCCGGGGGGGGGGGGGCAUGAAAAGUGGAGCAGAAAGUAUGUAGCUGAAGAAAUGCCUACCAUAGAGUCCUUAUACGCUGCAUUUCUCUUCCUCCCUCCCUCCUCCGUCUCCACUUCCUCUUAACCAUACUUGGAGGUUUCCAUUGCAUUCAAAUCACUCUAGCUUCCUUUUUGACCAGACCGUCUCUUCAGAAGAACACAGACUACAGGAAAAUAAUAUACGUGUAUCGCAGUGAAACUACCAACCCUGCAAGUCGUGAUCUAUUAGAAAGAUCACCGCCAGGGAUCUUUAAUCUGCUUCACUGCUAAGAUCCUAUUUCUAUGAAAAGCAGAUAGAGUAGAAUUGCUGACAUCAGCAGCUCCUUUGGUGAUGUUGGCACUGUUGAUGCUUUCAUCAGUGUAUGUUACAUUAUGCUUCUCCUGCAGGAGUCUGAAACCUCUGCUGUCAGCAGAGAUACUCUCUCCCCUCUCUCGUUUCUGCAAAGAUCUCGUCUCAGGCCAAGUGUGGCAUGUCCCACUUGUCUUACACUGAAAUAGUGAUAAAUCAAUCAGCUUGUUUGUUCAGCAAUCAAUUUCUCCUUCUCCAAAAGCCAUUCACCAUCAUACUCUCAGAUUUAGGUUGAUGGCCCCAACGUAGAUUUACAGAAAUAAUAAGCGAUGUCACGCAUUCCACUAUUAACUUUCCCCCAUGUAGGGAAUCAUUUUACUUCUCUCUUCACUUCCUCAUCACCCAAACUGGUCGAGACAGAUGGCCACGCCCCUCAGCUGGGUAUUGUCAGGCUUCUUCUCGCUACUGUCACCAAGUCCUUGCUCAUAGGAAUUUGUUGCAUGACCUUUUACAUUAGUUAAAUGAUUUAAUUUCCCUUCCAAAGUCAUGGCCUCCUCUCCUCACUUUACCUCAGAGCUUUCACAACCAGACUGGGGAAUUUAGUUUUCUCUUGUGAACUUUGUAAUUAAGGAGGAGGCACCGCCUGGUCAUCACUAAAGCCACCUGUGGGAAUGAGCCAGCAAGUUGUUUCUCUUUUUGCUUCGCUGGCUGCACUGCCACCUACAGCCCAGGAGUCCGGAGUUGGAGGGUGUAGUAGUUUUUUGUGUAUAUGAGUGGGGCCGUGAUGUUCUAAACUCGACUUGCUCAGUAACCAGAUUAAAGCAAUAGUUAUUUUUAUGCUAUGUGGCUUUACUGAUCCGUAUUGCCCUCUCCCAGGAACUUCUUGUGGGGUGUGGUAAAUCUCGAUAAAUGUGCAGUGUGAGAUCUCACCCUCUCAUCCCUUGACUCUUAAAGGCGAUGCACUCUUUUUAAUGCUCAUUUUCAUUAAUUUAGCAAUCCUGCACAAACAAAGCCUUUGGAAACUUUCUCAAGAAGUCAUUGUCCAAACAUGGAUUUUUCACUUCACUGAUAUUUUUUAAUUGUUUUUAAUGGAUUUACUGAAGUGCACAUCCGAGAGAUGCCCGGCUCUAAUGAAAUCACAAUCAUCAUCAACUUCUUUUUUUUACCUUUUAAAGUGUACGUUUUGCAUUGAUACUAGGCUGUCUUUAUUCCAGUGGUUCCUAAGAUUGUCUUGUGUUGCACAUAGCAGAUGUCACAUUUAUUUCAUACUGACCUUUAAAUAGGAAUCACAGUACAGUAGUUUAUUUUUUUAAUGAAGGGAAUAGGUUUAAAGUAUUGUUGUUGGGGUUUUGUGGCGAGAGGAAAAAAAACUGACUUGCGUUUCUAAAUCUGUUUACAAAUUAGCCGACAAAAAUGCUGCAGUUUCUUCCUUUUGUCUUUCUUACAGGAGAAAAAAAAAGAAUCAAAAAAGGGUGUAAUUAAAAAUAAGUGCAAUUAGACCAUACAUAAAAUCGUAAUCAGACGACAUUCCUCAUUCAGACAUUCCCAUCAAAAAGUACUUCUUUUGCCAUAGAUAUCUGGACUUACCUUUGGCAAGUUACUUAGGAAUAUUUCAUGUAUCUUUUAAAUUCGACGUGUUCAGACAGCAGCAUCAGUUGUGUGGUUGUUAUUGUCAUGUGUGCUGUUAUGGACUAGUUUGUUUGUGAGGUCCAGACACUGUUGUGUGUUUCCCUUAUAUCCUCGUGAUUCACUGAACUUCUAUCAGCAGAUAGAAGGGGUCAUGAGAUUGAGCCUGAGCAGUUUUAAAGGAUGGGUUCACAUUUUUCUUUCUCUCACGCACACAUAUUACUUAUUCCUCCUAUCCAUUCUUGCUUGUAUAAAGAUUCCCUCUCAAAGCUACAGCGGUCUUUCAAUGCAGUGUUGUGGAAUAGUAAUAUUGGGCUUCAGGAGUCAUAUGGCAAAGUCGCACAUUAAAAUAACUUUUAGACGUUUAAAAUGUAACAGUCGUGCCAUAUCUAUAAAAUAAUAAUUUAGUUUAUUGCGUGUGCAGUUUCUUUCCAAAAAGUAUUAACAAUUGUAGGGAUGUGGAAAACAAAAUCUGUAACUAUAACUGUUAGACAGUUAUUUGAUAUUUUCAAGUGUGUAUUAAUAAUAUGUCAGUAUUUCUUUUCUUUCUUUAAAAAAAAAAAUCAUGGUUAUCCUAACACCCGCAUAUCGUGCUUGUUGGAGAUACACAUUUUGAUUUGUGAAAGUCAGACUCCUGAAGACGUCAAGUUGUGGAGAAUGAUGAAAGAGUGAGACUGUGGGUGCACGCGGUAGAGAUGAGCGUCUUCUAAAGAGUGCUGGGGUUCAGCCUUUAGAGACAGGGUGAGGAGUUUGGUUUUUUAGAAAGGGCACAGAGUAGAGCUGCUACUCAUCGACGCUGAAAGGACGAAGUUCAGGUUGUUCGGACAUGUGGUCAAGGUGUCUCCUGCAUUCUUGGUAAGGUCCAGGUGUGUCCUACUCGGAAAACCCUUACUGUCCUUCCAGAAGAGCUGGCCAUGGAGAGCCAAGUCUGGAUGUCUCUGUUUCGCCUGCUGCCCUCACAUCCCACUUAAGUGUCAGUGUAGGCCUGAAAUGAACCUUUUUACAGCCGGUGUGGACAGGAGGAAAGAUUUCAACUAAUAACUGUCAAACUUGAUAUGGACAGGUUAGUCAAAUUAGCAAACAUGUGAACCCAGACUUUUUUUUAUUUUUAUAUCUGAUCAUCUGAUUGGAGUUUUUCAUCCUGUAAGCAAUAUACACAAUACCUGAAAACAUUUCACGUAGUCUUCUCUAUGCAGUAACCUCAGUAUUGUACCCUUCAUUGUCUUAACUCUGAAGCAGCGGGGCAGGUCGGCGGAUGCAGUCGUUCCACGCUGAUUUUUGCUUUAAAUUACUCUUCUAAUAGGAAUCUAAGCAGUGUUUUGCUUUACCACUUUGUAUUUUAUGCUCAGUGACUCUCAUCGAUGUUUAUCGUCCUGCGACGCCACACACUUUGCCAAAUAGCAAUGCAUUCGUCCUGCAUUACCAUGGCGUGAUUGCUGCUUCAGCAUUAUGUGUAAGGUCAGGAUUCAAUUGACGACAUUUAAAUGGUGCGAGCAGUGCCACCUGUGACUUUUUUCUUUUCCCCCUCUGCUUUUGGGAAGUAUCCACUCAAAUAAAGAUGUCUAAUGAUCCACAUCACUGAUCGUCUGUUGCUGUAAGUAAUUGCACUAAAUGUCCUCCUUUACAGUGUUUGAAAUCUGUUGGUAGUUUGAAGAGUUUCAAAAUGUAAAGCACACAAAAAAAUCACGGAGAAAUCACAGGUUGUACGUUUCUGUAGAUAGCUGUAUUUUUUGUAUAGAUAGCUUCGAUGAUGCUUGUCGUUAAUGCCUUAAAUUCUGCUUUGUACAAUAUGUGAAAUUGAAACGAUGCUCCAGGUAGGCUCAGCGUCCCAGUUUCAGGUUGAAUAAGAGUGAAUCAGAAAUGACAAACAUUCAUAUUUAGAUGUCUCAAAGGUUGACUGUGGGCUUUCUUUGGGACAUGAACUCUGCAACGUUUUGGUUUGGUUUCAUUUUUCUUUUUAAACACAUUUCUUAUUCCGUUUUUAAUAGAUUCUUUAGGCUCAUAUUUAACAUUCAGAUCCUUUAUUUUUUUUUUUCCAGUAUGUGGGAAUGGAAAGGAGGCUUUUCUCUGCACUUUUUUUGUACACAAGACAGCAAAAGGAGGGCAAUCUAUUAAUUCCUCACAUGCAUAGACAGAUGCACAGUUGUUUUUAUUGUUGUUGCACAGAAUUUGUAGGGUUUUUUUCUUUUUUUCUUUCCUCCUUAGAAAUUAAUGGGUGGUGUUUGGUGUUUUGUGCUCUGACAGUCUGAACAGCAGAGGCGGGUUUGGAUAAGUGAGAAAGGCUGCAUAAAGCCAAAACUUUUCUAUCGGUGGUAAUGUGACUAUUUUUUUUUUCUCUUCAAUGUUUUGUGGCGUUGCUCGAUGGGAUUUCUAUGUGAACUACUUCCUGUUGAUCCAGUAUUGCAAAGGUGAAUUUAGGACGGUUUUGGUGCCGCUGAUGUCGAAUUAAAUCAGGAGAAAUGAGAACGGUUAAAAGUUUUAAAAAGUCUGUGUAUUUUCAGAUAUGACUUUGUACUAUUUUUUUUUUUCCUUCUGCACACGGUGACACUGCUUUUUAUGUGACGCAUAACUAAAAACAAAACAAAAAACAGCAUCUUUUUAAAUGCCUAAAUCUGCAAAAUAUAUGCAAUUAUGUAAAUGUAACAUUCAAUCCUCAAGUAUAAUCCAGGUUGUAUGAACUUUGUAUAGUGAGUUUUAAUAUCGUAUGGCCGUACCAAUAUGUAUUGAUCUUAAUCAGAAGCCUUAGAGUUGUCGACCCAAAGUGCUCCCUUAGAAUAUCCUACACCUACCUGACUUUAACAAAGCAUUACUAUCUCUAUUUUGUUGCGUUUUUAUUUGUAUCCUUUUUGAAUAAAAUAGAUUUGUACUGUAUAUUUGUACCUCUCUGUGAACUACUUAGAGCGGUUUUUUUGUUUGUUUGUUUUGAUUUGUUUUGCUGUUUUAAUUCUAUGUACUUUAAGGACACAAAGAUAUUGUAUUUUUAUUGUUACAGCUAACUUGGAGACAUUGCAUUUAUCAUGUUUGUUAAGUAAACACAAUAUAAU
Molecule: messenger RNA, 7993 nt
Organism: Pundamilia nyererei
Lineage: Eukaryota; Metazoa; Chordata; Actinopteri; Cichliformes; Cichlidae
Gene: atxn1l
Product: ataxin 1-like
Exons: 3
Coding region: 229-2754 (841 amino acids)
Biological process (GO): anatomical structure development; regulation of DNA-templated transcription
Cellular component (GO): nucleus
Molecular function (GO): protein binding; RNA binding
Source: RefSeq, a predicted model, not a curated record